Molecule: messenger RNA, 9032 nt
Organism: Mesocricetus auratus (golden hamster)
Lineage: Eukaryota; Metazoa; Chordata; Mammalia; Rodentia; Cricetidae
Gene: Vwa5b1
Product: von Willebrand factor A domain containing 5B1
Exons: 23
Coding region: 513-4178 (1221 amino acids)
Source: RefSeq, a predicted model, not a curated record
AACAGCCAUCGCAAUGUUGGCAUUGAUCAAGCUAGCUGCCAGGGCAGCCAGGGACUGGGCUUGGGUGCCAGAGCCCAGCUUGGGAGCCUUCUCCAGUAGCUUGGGGCACAGGGAGGCAGCUGCUGCGACUGUGGGGAGAGGAAGUGUCCGCCCUCACACAUGUUGCUUCUGGGACAAGUGUCUGUUUUCUGUGUGUAAUUCUCUCGGCGUCUCCUCCCUGUGUCUCUGUCUCUUUUCACUGUCUCUCUUUAUCUCUCUGUCUCAGCCUCUCAUCUCUGCCACCUCUUUCCACCGUCUCCCUGUCCCCAUCAUUUCUAAUCUGUCCUCUAGGGCUCCAGGGCAGUCAGUGCUCUGCAGGCUGCCCACCCUCACUGCCAAGCUCCAGGCUCAUGCCUGCUGCCCUCUGGGUGCCUGGCGUGUGACUGUCUCCACAGCUGCUGGCUGAGUGUGCGUUCUUCUCUGAGCUCUCACGUCCUGGGAUCCUGGAGGCCCUGAGCUGAGGAGCCAACAGGAUGCCUGGCUUGCUGAAUUGCCUCACAGGGGCAGCCCUGCCUCUCACUGCAUCUGAUGUCACCUCCUACGUCAGUGGCUAUGCCCUGGGCCUCACAGCCUCCCUUACCUAUGGCAACCUGGAGGCUCAGCCCUUCCAAGGUCUCUUUGUGUAUCCGAUGGACGAGUACACCACAGUGGUUGGUUUUGAGGCAGUCAUUGCUGACCGUGUUGUGACCAUACAGAUCAAAGACAAAGCCAAGCUGGACAGAAGCCACUUGGAUAUCCGAUCUGCAACUGUCACAGGGAACAUUCCACAAGAGGGGGUUCCUAUCACCCCUCAUUCCUGCGCACCGGGAAAGGUGGCCUUGGAUGAGGACCUGGAGCGGAUUCUGUUCGUGGUCAACCUGGGGACCAUUGCUCCCAUGGAGAAUGUCACCAUCUUCAUCAGCACCUCCUCGGAACUCCCCACGCUGCCCAGUGGGGCUGUGAGGGUCAUCCUGCCGGCUAUCUGUGCCCCGACCGUGCCUCAGUUCUGCUCCCACAGCUCUGGCUCCUCCAACCAACAGGCUCAAGGAAAAGACCCACACUGCUAUGGCAUCCAGACCACAGACUCCUGGAAUGGACUGUGUCUGGCCACUCUCCUGGAUACAGAGGUGACCAACCCAAUGGAAUAUGAAUUCAACUUUCAGCUGGAGAUCCGUGGGCCAUGUCUGCUCGCAGGGGUGGAGAGUCCCACGCAUGAAAUCCGUGCAGAUGCUGCCCCGUCUGCACACUCAGCCAAGAGCAUCAUCAUCACCUUGGCCAACAAACACACCUUUGACCGGCCAGUGGAGAUCCUUCUCCAUCCCAGUGAGCCCCACAUGCCACACGUCCUGGUGGAGAAAGGCGACAUGACCCUGGGGGAGUUUGACCAGCACUUGAAGGGAAAAGCAGAUUUCAUUAGGGGGACAAAGAAGAGUAGCAGUGCUGAGCAGAAGACAGAAGUCAUUCGGAAGCGUCUCCACAAAGACAUUCCCCACCAUUCCGUCAUCAUGCUCAACUUCUGUCCUGACCUCCAGUCUGUGCAGCCCAACCUGAGGAAGACCCAUGGGGAGUUCAUCUUCCUCAUUGACAGGAGCAACAGCAUGAGCCGGGCUAGCAUCCAGUGUGUCAAGGAGGCCACAUUGGUGGCCCUUAAGAGCCUCAUGCCAGCCUGCCUCUUCAAUGUCGUUGGUUUUGGAUCCACAUUUAAGACAGUCUUUGCUUCCAGUCAGAUCUACAAUGAGGAGAACUUGGCCAUGGCAUGUGACUGCAUCCAAAGAACACGAGCUGACAUGGGCAGUACCAACAUCCUCUCCCCUCUCAAGUGGAUCUUCCGGCAGCCAGUGCACCAAGGUCACCCAAGGCUCCUCUUCCUCAUCACGGAUGGGGCCGUGAGCAACACGGGGAAGGUUCUGGAGCUGGUGCGGAAUCAUGCCUCUUCUACCAGGUGCUACAGUUUUGGAAUUGGACCCAGUGUGUGCUACCGACUGGUGAAAGGGCUGGCGUCUGUAUCCAAGGGCAGUGCGGAGUUUCUGACGGAGGGGGAGCGGCUGCAACCAAAGAUGAUCAAAUCCUUGAAGAAGGCCAUGGCUCCAGUGUUGACUGACGUGACCGUGGAGUGGGUGUUCCCUGACACCACAGAGGUCCUGAUCUCACCUGUCAGCACCAGCUCCCUAUUCCCUGGGGAACGGCUGAUGGGAUACGGCAUUGUGUGUGAUGCCUCCUUGUACAUUUCCAACUCCAGAUCCGACAAAAGGCGGAAGUACGGCAUGCUGCACGCUCAGGGGUCCAGCAGCUCUGUUUUCUACCCCUCUCAGGAUGAGGGACUUGGCCCAGGCAGUGGGAACUGCGCCAAAAUCUUCAACCCGGGCCAGACCAAAGAUGCCCAACCAUGCAGUGGAGACUCCCCCACCCAUCAUGGUCUGGUUGUCUCCCGGAGACGGAGGGCCUACAGCACCAACCAGAUCUCAACCCAGAAGGCCUGCCCAAGGGCCACCACAGCCAGUGACCCCACUGGGACUGCCAGGAGACACACACUGCGAAAAGCCAAGGUGCAGUACCUGGCCAAUCAGAGCAGCCCGCAGAGCCAGCGUUGUCAGAUUGACCUGCAGCCCUUACUCUACAGUGGCCAUGACAUGCGCCAGGGGCCCAGACUGCACGGCCCAGGGGCCCGCAGGCCCUCCCUACUGCCUCAAGGCUGUCAACACUUGCUGUCCUCUGGCCAGGAGCCCCAAUCCUGGAGCCCUAUGAGGGAACUGGAUCCUGGUUCCAGCCCUAAGUCUGCCCCUGACAGCCGAAGCUCUGAGGACCUGGAGCCACCCCAUCACCUCUCCACCUUGGAGACGGAGACGUCCUCAGAGUGGGAGCCCGCGGCUGAGUCAGAGGACCAAGGCAGUCCCUGCAGGCCUGCCACCCCAGGCCCUGUGCUGGGCAAGGCCUUGGUGAAAGGCCUGUGCGACAACCAGCGUCUGCAGUGGGAGGUGAGCUUUGAGCUGCAACCGCCAGCCCUGCAGAGGGAGGCCGCGCAAGGUGCGGACAUGUGGAGCGAGACCUUCCACCACCUGGCAGCUCGCGCCAUCAUCCGCGACUUCGAGCAGCUGGCAGAGCGUGAGGACGAGAUCGAGCUGGGGUCUAAUCACCGAUACCAGGUGAAUGCUGUGCACACCAGCAAGGCCUGCAACGUGAUCAGCAAAUACACAGCCUUCGUGCCUGUGGACAUAAACAAGAGGCAGUACCUGCCCACGGUAGUGAAGUACCCCAACUCUGGUGCCAUGCUACAAAUGAUGAGCUUCCGGAACCUGACCCGACAGUGGAGAGGCUCAUCUGCUGGCCUUGGAAAGUCCCAGACCAUGCUCAGAGAGCACUCCUCAGCCGCUGGAGACAGCAAAUUCCAGACCCUAGCCCUAGGAGAAAGCCCUGCUUCGACCUUCAAUAAAAUCCUGUCUCCUGCCCAUGAGAAGCACGCGGCUGCAGAAGGUCUCCCUCAUAACCUGUCCACCAGUGCCCUGUCCUCUAUGAAGACCUCUGAGACUCUCUUUGGAUCCAAGUUGAAUCUCAACAAGCCCAGGCUGCUAACCCGAGCUGCCAAAGGCUUUCUCAGCAAAUCAUUGGCCAAGACUCCAGAGCCAACUCCGGGCAGCCAAACUUUGGACUAUAUGCCACUGGUGUCUCUGCAGCUGGCCUCGGGAGCCUUUUUGCUCAACCAAGCCUUCUGUGAGGCCAUUCAAAUCCCCAUGGAGAAACUCAAGUGGACCUCACCCUUCAUCUGCCUGCGAAUGUCCCUGGCCACCCGCCGGCACAAUGAGAAGAGUCCUCAGCCCUGCAUCCGUCCGUCACCUCCACCCCCAGCCUAUGAUGACAACCCCCUGGAGUCUGAAGCUGAAGACAGCUCAGGCCUGGAGCCAAGUGCACUGUUGGAGCACACAGGAAAGCUGUGGGCCACCGUGGUGGCCCUGGCAUGGCUGGAACACAGCUCAGCUUCCUACUUCAUUGAGUGGGAGCUGAUAGCCGCUAAGGCCAGCUCGUGGCUGGAGCAGCAGGAAGUGCCCGAGGGCCGCACGCCCAGCACACUCAAGGCCACAGCUCGCCAGCUGUUCGUGCUCCUGCGACACUGGGAUGAGAACCUGGAGUUCAAUAUGCUCUGUUACAACCCCAAUUAUGUGUAGGGUAUGGGGAGAGGGAUGGGCCAUUUGGGUUGGUAGGGGACUUUCUGAAAGCUAUAGCCAAUAUAGUGUUGCUAGAAAGACUGGCAGUGGGCAGGCCUGAAUUCAAUCCCAACCUUGCUACUACCUACUAACUUUAGAUCAGUUACUGCCCCAUCAGGGCCUUAGUUCCCCUUCCACAAAACAAGAGCGUGAGAUAAGGCCAUUUACUAGAUUUUUAAAUGGGCCCGAUAUUCCUUUUCAUUCAGACCUUCAGGCAGCUCCAGAACUUGCUGCUGCUGGGGCAUGGCAAGAGAAACACACACACACACACACACACACACACAGACACACACACACACACAGAGAGAGAAAGAGAGAGAGAGAGACAGAGACAGAGAGACAGAGAGACAGAGAGAGAGACAGAGGGAGAGAGAGGAGAGAGAGAAGAGUUGAGUUUUCCCCCAGAGAAAUACCAUGUUGGCAUGCACUAGGGAGAACAAAGCCUCCUCCAAUAAAAAGGUAAAUAAGAAAACCCAUCAAAUAUAAGCAGCCACAACCAUGAGCUUGCUCCAGGCACCAAGAGACCUCCUCUGUUUAUUGCAUUGUGGGAUAGGAUUGUGUCUCCAUGGUAACAGUCCAGGGGUUCCAAAUCCCACUAGGAAGCCAACCAAAGAACCAUCCCUCCCAAGACUUUGCAAAAGAUUCUUUCUAAUAGUUGCAUACUGCAUGAUUGGUACUAAGUGUGGCUUCCUAUCUAAGACGAUGUGGGCAUGACCAGGAGAGAUAGGCUCCCUUCCAGCCAAAAUAGAUUGUAGCUGCAGUCUACGGAACUAGUCUAGAAUAGGCAAGCACAUAGGGGUCAGAGAAGAAACCAGACUUAAAUAAUUUACAUGCCUUCCAUUGUUGGAUAAUAUGACUCCAUCCAUUGGUAAGGAUGGGCUAGAGUGCCUCUGUGUGCAUUGUAUUCUGAGAUAGUGGAGUCUCUUAUGUGACCACAUCAUAUUAUCAGGCACAGAGACAACUUGACUGCAGAGCAACAGGUCUGACUGCAGUGUGUCUGGGGAUGGAAGGGAACAGAAGGGUCUCUGUGGGGUCUCCCCCAGUCCAGGAACACCAGGUGAUACCUGUGGACUGGAAUCAGACUGUCUAGGCAUCUUCCCUCCCCCUUCACGCUUCCCCAGAAGUGUGUCUGGAUCUCACCAAGAAAGCUAGCCCAGGACGCUAGACAGAAUCUGUGAACCCCGUAAGUCCUCUCUUUCUAAGAUCUUAACAUCUCAUAUUUGUCUCCAAAAAUGGUCCCUACGACCCAGAUAUGAAGUCUUACAUUUGCUUUUUCAGUGAGACAAGUCUUGAUUAAACCAACUCACGGGUUAUGGGCUGUGACCUGGGUGACAGCUCCGUGAAGACUCUAAGGGACUCAGUCCAUGGUGGGAGCUAAAGGUAGGGAUGCUUCCACAGAACACCAGCUGAGUGAAGGGACAAGAGACAGGCCCAACGGGAUUGGGGUACUCUGCUCCCUGCCCUCAUGCCCUGCCCUGCCUCCAGCUACACUGCUGAAACUUCCCAGAGGGUCCCUCCCUGUCUGAACUACCCUUUUGAAGAGGCAAGUCCCUACCUCACCGAAUGCAUUUUCUCCCUCUGGGGAGAAAACAGCCUACCCUCAAAUGGGGCAGAAUGAAAUCCUAGGCAAUGGCUUACUAUCAGUGUCACCAAGAGGGACAGAGUUUUAGAUUGCCUUGCCUGAGGGCCCAAAUUAUGAGGAAAGGCAUGUCAACUUUCUCGUUUCAUCAUAACCCCCACUACUGUCACUACACAGCCAGCAGCCCUCCACCCUCCAGGAUGGCCAGGGCAGUGCCCCCUAUCUGGUCAUCAUGAGAGGAAAAACCAGUUAGGCUGUGAGUCAGAACACGUAGACGCACAUCUCAGUCCCGAUGCCCACUCCGUCAAUGAGAGACUUCCCUUCUCUCCGUAUUCUAGAAUUCUUCCUGCUAACAUUCCCAAAUUCCCUCCUGGUAAACGUGGGCUUGCUCGACUUCUGUGUAACUUUGAACACGUGUGUGCACCCCAGGUCUCUCUCGUCCUCUAGCAAUGAGCAAAUUGCACUGCCUAGCCAGUCCCUGCCCAUUAGCUUGAUCCUGGAACCUCAGGACCUGGGGAGGACAAUGGCCAUAGCUUGGAGCAGUCCAACUCUCACCCAGCAUGGGAUUAGCACUGUAAGAUGCCUAGAGAGAUAUGCCCAUGCACCAGCAGCCAGAGCUCAGUGGUGUGUUUGGUGCGUCAGUCACUGCUGACCUCUGUAGCCCUGGAUUCACCCCCCCACCCCCAGCUCCAUAGUAUCAAGGAACAGAUCCCUUGCUAUCAAUAACCCAAGGACGGGGGGAGGGAGUGUCUGAACAAGAGGCAUUUGUAAAAACUACCCCAGUGGCAUUCAGAUGACUUGCAGCCUCAGUAACCCACUGCCUGGCUCAUCAAGCAAAUGGCCAAAGAGUUGGACCUCAAGGGGAAGAGCCCUAGGUAGUGAGCACAUGCAUAGAAACUAAGGUGCCACAAAGACCGAGGGGUACACAGUUCCUACGGUCCGGGAAAAUGCAAAGCCAUCUCAUUCAGUUUGUUGAACUGGCUUUACUUUCAAGGUCAUGUGGAAGGGACGCUGAUGCCCUCACUGUGUGGAGAAAAGCCCACUGAGACUGUCCAGCCAGCCUCUAUACUGCCUUUAGUGGUAAAAAAAAAAAUGACCAAGAAUUGCGGAACCCAUGGGUUGAACCCAACCCAGCCACCACUGCACCGUGUGACUUAUGGAGAAUUGCUGUCUUCCUCCAAGGCUCUGAUUUAUUUUUUUUUGUAGAAUGAUAAGAUUCCAUUAGAUGCACACUUCCAAGCUCUCUGCUCACCUAUGAGAAACGUCUGUGUGUCAAAACACACUGAGGCAAACCCCGGAAAACAGCCUUACACAGGCAAGAAAGCUAAUCAGUUAAUGGCACCACCACUUUCCAAGGAGGUCACCCAGCAUGCAGCUCUUUCAAAGGUACCCAAUUGAAAAAACGCUGGUCUUUGGGCAUUUCCCUUAGUUGGCACUAACAUCCAGACAACCUUGAUGGAGUGCUUGCUUUAUGCAUGGCAAUGUGAAGUGCUCCUGUGGGUCCCCCAGAUGCCAUCCCUGUCCCUUUGGAGUUUGGCAAGGAGUAUUGGAAGGCUUCCCAUGACUCCUCUGUCACUCCUUGGUUCAGGGCUGGGUUUGUCUUGACUGACUGUUCUCCAUGGUCUUGCCGUGUAUGAGCAUAGCCUCAGUUGAGCACUGUCUGGGCGCUACUGAUACUAAUCUGUAGAUCUCUGAGCACUCGGACGUUCUUGACGGUGUGAGACAGCUGGCCGUGGUAACAGCCAGAGAGGAGCACCCCCGUGGAUUUUGUUUCCUGGCGGAGCAGGGGAGUACCUGCAACAGGAUGCCCCUUGGGAUUACCUCCUGUCAUAGGCAGAUCGUGUCUCUAAGGAUCCUCAUUUGAGGAGCCCAACUCUGGAGCCUGGGGAGGCCCGUGCUGCACUUGUAAAUAUGUGGUCUCGGUUUCCAAUCAGUCCUCUGCCUAAAGACAAAAUGCGUGUCCGAGGUGACUUGUGCUGGCAUGGUUGUGGCUGAUGAAUGGCACAGCCACUCCCAAUACCAACUGUUGGCGGUUUUCAUCUCCUUUUUGGAUGAGUGAAAAAGCAAGCCCACCCCUGCCCCUGCCGUUCUCCUGCUUGCUGGUUCACCCAUCAAUAAAAGUUUCUAGAAGUUUCCUCUGAAUCCUGCCUGCACUCCCACAAUUUUGAGGGCCAGAAUUCCUCUACUGGUCACUGCCCCUGCCCUCUCCCUUGGCAGGGACUCUUAAAGGACAGAGUAUAAAAAAGGGACUGCUUCACCUAAGCACAGUGGUCCCGUCCCCAGAGACUGGCUACCCCAUCCCCCUGCCUGGCUGGAAUCAGUCUGACACCUCAGUACUUGUCAUUCGGGCUUCUAAAUCCUGGCCUCUGCUGACACACUGUAACAUCUCAGAGUAAGCCCAGGCAGAAGUGCGUUCUCCAUCCUUAGUGACCUGAGGCGGGACAGGGAAGGCAUGGGGCACGUGUCCAUUGCCUCAGCACCUGGGAGAAAUCCCAUAGCAGAACUAAGGACAGCAGAGGCAAUCAAGAGGCACACCCCUCCAUUGCUACGUGGCUCUCUCUGCAGUGCAACCAAAACUAACAGGGGCAUGUGUGACAUUGUGAAGCUGAGUAAUCUGACUCACAGCAGAGAUCUGUCCCCAGGCGGGGGACUUGGUCACCUUGCCCAGCCAGUACUACAGUUCCGUACUGCGGUGUGCCCUGACCCAUGUCCACCUCUGCCCUGGCCUGGUGACACUAGCCUCACCUCACACCAGCACUGCCUACUCCCCAGGUGACUUCUCCCAGGGUCUUGGUCCAGUUGUCCUGGGCUUACAGCCUCUUUCUAAGGCAAAGCGCCUGUCUCUGUGCGUUCAUGUGGUAACGUGGUAUAAUUUCAACUAUUUGCUCAGGUGGCUUUGACGCAAGUGGCAUGGCCGGUGCUUGUCCCUCUCAGAGCCUCAAGUGCCUAUCACGUGCUGCCCUGUAUUUUUCUCCGCUCACCCCCAAGGACCCCACAGUGCCUGGGACUCUUCUUGCUUCUUGGAAAAUGCAUUACCGUCUUGCCUGAUGUAGCCAGUCACAUUGAUGCUUGCAAAGGUCCUAGAUACCAGCUGUCUAAUUCCACCAACAUUUAGCCAUGCCUACCCUGAGAUUAUGUGUAUGUAUCUAUUUUCAAAGGAAUAGCUGCUUUGCCAUGGUGGCUCCUGUCCUCCUACAGGCUCUUGGCUCAUAAAAACUGUCAGUGUGACAAGAUUA